CCUGAGCACUGAGUGCGCAUGCUCGACAGAAAACUCCAUUAUUUUUUUAUGUUUUUGCUCGGAAUCUGUAAAAAACAGUGGGCAACUGUGAAUUUGGGAUUACAUGGGUCGUCAUGAUUAUUGGAAUACAUCUGAAUGCAAGACGGUUUAGCAGAACAGAGAGCAAAGUGACGACUGGAUAGCUGAGCAGCGGGAGCGGGACAUCCUCCAGUGUUGUUGGGACUCUCCACAAUCAAACUCUCCAUCUUCAUGCAAGCCCUUACUCUGAUGUGAACUGAACAAAUAAAUCUGCUGGAGUCAUCCUCUAGGUUGAGGAUCUGCCUCAUAGCUGGGGAAAGUCCAGGUGUUUGGACAUCAAGUCAGGUUUUACUGGCAGUCUGUGUGCUUCUAACCCACCAGCAUGUACAUUGGACAGUGGAUACCCUAGCCAAAACAGAUCUUGGCUUCCCAAAGAUGACAAGGUGCUGGCAGGCUGCAGCUACAAAAUGAUGGGAGGCAGUGAGACUGUCAGUGGGGACAAGGAUGGGGUCCAUACCACUGCAAUACACGUCCCCAUCGGCUGGCAGAGGAGAGUGGAGGGUGGACAGGUGAUCUAUGUCAGUCCCAGUGGCACUGCCCUGUCCUGUCUAGACGAGGUCAAGACCUAUCUGUUGACCGAUGGCACCUGCAAAUGUGGUCUGGAGUGUCCACUCAUCAUUCACAAGGUUUUCAACUUCACCGUGGGAGUGAAGGUGGAACAGCACAGCCAGCCGUUAGGCAAAACAGAGCAGGACAUGACCAAACUGUGUAACCACCGCAGGAAAGUGGUAGCGAUGGCUGCUCUGUGUCGCAGUAUGCAGGCCUCACAGCUGCCCUUCGCCAACCUUCAUCAUCCAGAGGUGAGCAGUCGAGUGGACAGCCGUGAUCCAAAGGGGGUACUUGUGGAGCGGGAAGAAGAGGACCGUGGCAUUUACCAUCCCAAACUCCAUCCAGUCCCUGCUCGACCCCACAACAACUUCCACGCAAAUCCCUGUGCCAGCCCCAAAUCCUCCCACCAGUUUAUUUACCCUUAUAAUGGUUCCUCCCCCAUACUUCACCCAGGCACAAACUCUCACCAUCCCUUAGACACUUUGAGAAGGCUUCACCAGCCUCCUCCUCUCCCUGCGUCCUCCACCUCCUCCUCCAACCCCUCAUUCCCAUCUUACAGCGCUGCCCAGAGGUCGCCCCGCACGCCCACUCCUCAGAACAUCAGCCAAGGUCAAAGAACACCCAAAACGCCAGAGACCCCUGGUUCUCCUCGGCUAGGGCCCCUCUCUUCACCCCCUCCCUCUUCCCCUAUGACUCUUGGUGGAGGAGCAAGAGGAGGACAGACUCAUGCUCAUCAUCCUCAUGGUGUCAUUGUAGGAGGCUCCACCCUCCCUCCAUCCCCCUCCCUCUCACCCUCUGUUCAAAACAUGAAUUGUGUUUCCCCUCACCAGCGGACCCGCCACCCCUCAGCCUCUCCUUCCCCUCUCUCUGAGCAGGGCGGAGGCUCAGAAGGAGGAGGACAGAUGGGAAGUAACUUGUCUCAGCGGAGGAAAUCCACCUCUUCCUCUCCACACUCCCCUCUCCCUGGUGGUUCCCCAAACCCCAACCCACACUUUCCAAAGUACAAGCUGGAAGAUAUCUUGGAGCAGUUUAAGAACUCAGGCAACAGCAGCACUAAUAACCACCACCUCCUAAACCCUAAUAACCCCUCCUUACUGACCAACCAAAGCAGUAGCAACCCUCAUGCUCUCUCCUCGAAGCCCUCAAAGACUAUCAUGAGUCAGACUUCCAGCGCAGGACCUACAGGUUUUGGGUUGAACUCUGCAGGCCCCUCUAAUUUACCUCUGGGGCCGUUUCUGAACCACCACCACAGCCAUCAGGGAAAAAUGCCACACUCCACUUCUUUCCCUGCGAGUAACUUGCUCUCUGCGGCUGCCAAGGCUCAGCUGGCUAACCAGAUAACCCAGGGCCAGAGCUCAAAUGCAGCCAGCAAUGCAGUGAGCUUGCCUUCUUCUCUGGAGGUCUUGAAAGAUGCACAACACCAACAGUCAUCAAAGGUAACAAACAGCACUUUACAUAACAGCCACCCUCCCUCCUCCAUCGCUUCUACUAGGCCUCCCCAUCCCUCCCUUGCAGCAGCCUCCGCCAUCCUCUUUCCUCCAUCCCACUCUCUGGCCCAGUCCCUGGCUUCCUCUUUGCCCCAACUGCCUCCCACAGCAGAGCGUAAUGCGUCGCACAGGAAGAGGCAACGGCGAUCUCCGACAGUGCUCAGCAUGUUAAGAGACACCCAGCAGCUGGCUAAUGGGCCACGGAAGACCCCACCAGGAGAGGCUGUCUCUGCUACAGUUAUCAACCUUUCCUCAUCUUCCUCCACCACCUCCUCACACUCCUCCUCCUCCUCUACCUCAGCUGUGCAGAACCAGAAUGCUGUCUUGUUGGAAACCCAUCAUCCUCUCCUCCCCGGGCAGAUGACCAGGCUGCCGGCUCCUCGGCAGACAGCACACCUUUCCAGGCCUCCUCGACAAAACGAAGCUCUGGAUUUCACUACAGUCCUGACACCUACACCUCUUGGCUUGGAUCCUCCAACUCAGCCUCUAUCUGCUCUGUUACACCUGCUCAGUGUACAGAAUGCGCAGGCCUCAGCUUCAGCAUCCACUUCUGCAUCUGCUCAGCCUGGAUCUGUGUCUGUUGAAGGAGGUGGACACACUAAUAAACAGAGCCCCAAACUGUCGCCCCCCUCUCCCGCUCCUCAUUCUAACUUCAGGCACCCGCAGAGCCGGUCACCCUGCCGAACCAAUGACACUAAUCCUCUGCCUUCUGUGCCACAUCCACUCUCUCCUCCUCCCACAUCCUCUCAGUUCAGAUCAGUGCAGUCUCAUUCACACUCUCAGUCAACUAAAUCAAGUCCUCAAGAAAGACAUUCUCCAACUUCAACAGUGCCGCCAAACUCAAAUGUAGCUUUACACAACAGCAGCAGCCCAUCACAGCAUACGUCUCCAACUCCCUCAGACAACCAUGAACCAACUGAGAGUCACAUUCCUACAGUAGAUUCUGUUUCCCAGGCAUCUUUGCAGGAAGCCACACCAGAGGGCACUGUGGCAGUAGAGAUCAGUAGUAACGGCAUGUCAACAUCAAUGGACCUGAGUCAUUCUCAAGGCAGUGUUUCUAUGGCAAUAUCCACCUCCCCAAAGCCUCUUGAUCUUAGCAACCAUGUCCUGGCCCUUCUCGCAGCAUCUUCCACUGUGCCACAGGGGGAGGGCGGCUCCUCCGACCGUACCACUGAUGUUGAGAUGUCUUCCCAAGGAAAUCACACUGCAGAGCCAGAGGAGCCUGGAUGCGUGGACCCGAAGGACACCACAGUGACCAAAUCUCCAGCAGCCAAUAGUCCUGGGCCCACCAUCUCCUCUCGUCUUGGGGAUAAUAACAAUCCCCCCCCCCUCAGCUGUCGCGGACUCAACCACUUCCUUACCUCUGCAGAGGCCUUCCCCUUCAUGAACCAAGAGCAGCUGCUCCAGCUGCUGUCAUCCACAGGGGGUCUACCAUCCCUCCUGGACCCAACAGUCCUUGCUUCAUUGCCCCUAGGGGGAUUGUGGUUGGGAGGACAACAUGCACAGAUACCCCCUGCCAGUGCUACACUACAAACACCACAGAAUCUUGCAGAGCAGCAGCAAUCAGAGCAGCAGCAGCAGUUGCUGAUACAACAAGACACACAUCAGCAAAACCAGGAUCAACAACAGAAACAACAACAGAUAAAUAACAAUCCUCUGUUUCCCCUGUUGCCAUUGUUGAGUGGUGCCCAAGGGGAGUUGCCUCUUAACCUUUUGGGCUUAUUGAACCCGCUCCCACCCCCAGCCUCAACCCCUACUCCGGGGCAGGAAGCUGAUUUAGGGCUAACAGAAAAACCUAGCCUUCAGGCUCUGCUUAUGGCGUCCUUGUUGCUUGGGCAACAGCAGGCACCUUUGUUACCUCUGUCUGGGCUGGGUCAGUUGAGCCAGGUCAGUUUGGAAGUUCCUCUCCAGCAGCCACAACAAAUCCCCACCACAUUGGAGGGCCUCACUCUGGAUAAGGCUUCUGGCCUCCUGGAUCCAUCUACUCUACCCGGCCCAGGGCUCUUGGAGGUCGCCCAGGGCCUUCUCCCCAUUCCUCCAGGAGCUGAGGGCACUAUCCAGGCCCUGCAGUCUUUGCUCCUUCCUGCUGCUCUUACCCCUCCCCCUGCAGCCUUCCUGCCCCUCAGCCCUGCCUUGCUCACUGCUGCCCUGAGCUCUGCCGAGCUCCACCCGCCUCCCCACACCCAAUUAGCUCCCACGCAGCAAACCCAACAUACCCAACCUCAGGUACCUGCUGAUGCUGGUGUUGACACUCUCAUACCCCUAUCUCUCCAAGGCAAGGACAACCCCAUCCUCCAACAGUUACUUCCCACUUUGCUUAACUCUGCUGUAUUAGGAGACCUUUCUGGCAUCACAGGACUCCAUAAUAUGGUGGGGAUUGGUCCAGGUUCCAUCCUCCUACCCCCAGUCCAGACCUCUGCUUUAGGCAUGCCUCUGCUGCAGGGUCCUGAUGGGGCCAUCAAUUUGCUCAACAACAUACAGCUAAACCUUGCACCACCCUCAGAGGGAGAGAAGCCAGUCUCAAUACAGGAUACACAAAGCCCUGCCCCACAGGAAGACAUUCCAGCCAGUCAUAUUGCUCCUGAUGUGGUCCCCAGUCCUGCUUCAGCUCCGCCUCCAGCUCCUGCCCCGGCCCAAGAACCCACCCCACCCCCCCAGCGAGAAUCUGAGGGCAGGUCUGUUAUUGAUCCUUACACCUCUUUCAUGGACACGAUUUAUACUUCCUUCCUUCAAGUCAGUGCUAAAGAGCAGGAAGACGGGGCCCACUUGGGGCCAUCUGACCCCACUUCACCCUUCUGUGCCUUACCGCCGGUUUCUUUCCCUCUGGAGCACCAUACCCCGUCUACCCCUGUCACAACUCUGCCGCAGGCCAGUGCUCCAGUCUCCCUGAGUCCCCGUAGGGCAUGUUCCCUCCGCAACCCAGAUUUAUCGCGACUCAGCCUGGAAGCAGCAGCCCAUUCCCCAGCCCAGGGGACACCCAAACCCAUUGAGGACGGAUCUACGUCACCCUUACAAAGGAAGCCAGUCAUAGUAGAAGGACAUAUUCACCCAGAGCCUCCUAUGCCACCCAUAUACUUGGAGGAGGCUAAGACAGACUGUACUGGGCCUGCUGCAGCUGUGUGCCCUUUUGUGGAGGCAGGGGGUGAUAGGCAGGGGCAUCUUCCCCAUUCAGGGUACCUCAGUCCCAGGGAUGGAUGCAGUGGGCGGCCCAGUGAGGAGACAGGUGGGACAUUGCUGCACACCGAACAGGAAAGGGAUCAAGCAGGAGCAGCAGGUGGAGUCAGAAGAGGAAGGAAAAGGAAACAAACGCUACAGAAUGUGUUAGAAGAUUUCAGAGACAUGGAUGCUACAGCACUAGAGGAAACCAAGGCUACGACAGCACUGCUGAAGCCUGAGAGGUCAGUUCGCGGCAGAAGGCGACGGGGCGCAAGGUCUCAGAGGCAGUGAUUGGUGGAGGGAGCUGUCAGUCAGAGCUGUUCACCAAUCGAAGGCAGCCACACGCCCCUCUUUCCCCCCUCCAUCUCUCCACCAUCAUCACCACUGUUUAGACCCUUUUUUUUUUUUUAACUUCAACUGCACUAAUAUUAUGUUGUUGUCAUGUCAACCAUUGUUAUGGCAACCACUAUGAAAAACACAUAGGAGAGAGAUCUAGUCUGAAAAAUUAAUUUAUAAAAAGUAAAAAAAAAAAAAAAAAACUGAAGAGAGUUUGUGGAUACUUUUUCACUUAGGUCUUCUCUUAGGUCUAGUUCACAAAAUAAUGGUUGCUUGACAUUGUGAUCAGAGAUCUGUUAAUUAUGGUUGUUGUUAGAAUUACGUCAGUGAGAAAACACAAAAAAUAACAAGAGUACUGUUUUCUUCUCAUCAGUGUGUAACUGUGAGUCAGGAUAAAGCCCAUCUACUUGAACGAUGCUCUCUGUUGAAAGUGUGUCUGUACGUGUGUGGAUGUGUCUUUUUACGUGUCUUGAGUGUGUGUUGGACAACAGUGCUAUUGCUGAGCCCCUCACUGUCCAACUAUUAGUUGAAUUUAUUUUCAUUUUAGUAAAUGAGACCCUAUCUGUAAGGUAAAGAGACAAAGCAGUUUUACUUCAAAGAGAUGUUCUGCAAGGUGCUGGAAGAGAAUAGAAGGAAUAGACUUUUAAAAUAAUGUGGUUCACCCAAUCAGCUUUCUCAGCCAGUUUACAUCAACCACUUAUGACACUUAAAAAAAAAUCCUGAUUCCACAUCCUGUGAGAUUUUCCCUAAAUGUACAUCACUAAUAAUUUAUGAAAAACAUUUUUAAAAUGAAGUUUUUUUUCCUACAACUCUCCGAUUCAUGACAUAAUGCAUCAGUUUCCCAACAGACAAGGAGAACUGUUACAAGUGAAUCUUACACGCCUUGUUUUUUGACAUUUGUGAGGGCCACAACAAAUUGGGAACAAUUUAGGGAAAAAAAAAAAAACUUUGAGCACCAUUUGUCCCACUUUGAUAACCCACUUACAUUUCACAUGCUGUGUCAUUUGUUGCUGUGAAGAACUACUUGUAGCUGUGGUGUGAUGGAGACUGUGUAAUUAUCUGUUGCAUAACAUUCACCCUGCCCCCCACCAGCCACGAAAUAAAUGUUUGGGAAAAGGAUUGAAAUUGAAAGGUUUGAAACAACAUUUGCAGGAAGUCCUGAGUUUAUAGAAAGUACAGUAUGUCCUUUGAUUGUCUGAACGAAUGGCUGGAAAACUUAAAACGCAGAGAGCGAUGACGUCGUACGUGGAUCUAUUGAGUCUGUGUGUUACUGUGGAUUUGGAGUAAUAUCCUCCCUCUGUCUCCUCAUAUCACUGUUUGAGCUCUCCUCCACACACUGCCCUGCCCCAAAAGUACUGGCAUCUCUAGCUGUAUUUAAAAAGAAAAAAAGAAUAAAAAGUGAAAAAGAAAGCAGAUUAUGCAAUUUCUACACUUGGAGAUUUGUACAUAUGUACAGUUAAUGUGUUUUAUUUUGAUUUUAUAUUGUUAGAGAAAGAGACAAGAGAGAAAACAAUUGUGAAUUUUUCUGGGAAUUGUAAUUAAGUAUUUUUCUCAUUCUACCCCUUGCUUUCAAUACUUAUGUUUAAAAAAAGACGAUUAAAUUGUGGACUGUAGCUUUCUUUUUUAUAUGGGAGUCUUUUUUUAUUUAAUAUUAAACUAUUUACAGAAAAUCUA
Lates calcarifer (barramundi perch) is the source of this 7280-nucleotide messenger RNA. RefSeq names its product mucin-17-like. Gene Ontology annotation, molecular function: DNA binding; chromatin binding. The record is from RefSeq and is a predicted model, not a curated record. Gene Ontology annotation, cellular component: chromocenter; nucleus. Lineage: Eukaryota; Metazoa; Chordata; Actinopteri; Centropomidae.